This is a messenger RNA of Nerophis lumbriciformis (worm pipefish), 945 nucleotides long. The record is from RefSeq and is a predicted model, not a curated record. Lineage: Eukaryota; Metazoa; Chordata; Actinopteri; Syngnathiformes; Syngnathidae.
AUGGCGGUCGCCUUUGGCUUCAAAGGCUGCCGAAAAAUAGGCGGUGCGCAGAUACGAGCUCUCCUGGAGGCCAAGGAGUUCUUCUUGUUCGACUGCGACGGAGUCCUGUGGCACGGCGAGAAGGCCGUGGCGGGCGCGGCCCAGGUGGUCAACUCGCUCAUGAAGCAGGGUAAAAACGUGGUGUUCGUCACCAACAACUCGACCAGGCCGCGCGAGAAAUACCUGCACAAGUUCUACCGGCUAGGCUUCACCGCCGUCGCGCUGGAGCACAUCUUCAGCUCGUCUUACUGCUCGGCCCUCUACCUGCGGGACGUGGCCAAGCUCCGAGGACAGGUUUUCGUGGUCGGCUGCGACGGGCUACGGGACGAGCUGCGGGAGGCCGGAAUCCCCUGCGUGGAGGAGGCGGACGAGCCGGGCGCCACCAUUUACGACUGCGCUCUGGCCGCCGACGUCAAGGCGGUGCUGGUGGGCCACGACGACCGACUGACUUUCCUCAAGCUGGCCAAGGCGUCUUGCUACCUUAAGGACCCGGAGUGCUUGUUUCUGGCCACCGACAACGACCCCUGGCACCCGCUGUCGAGCGGAAGGAUACUGCCAGGUUCUGGAUCCCUCAUGGCAGCCCUGGAGGUGGCCUCAGGCCGCAAGGCUACGGUGAUUGGCAAGCCGAGCCGCUUUAUGUUCGAGUGCAUCUCCAGCCAAUUCCCGGGCGUGGACCCGACCCAGUGCCUCAUGGUGGGCGACCGCCUGGAGACAGAUAUGCUUUUCGGCUCUAACUGCGGCUUGGACACCAUGCUCACCCUCACCGGAGUGUCUCAGAUGGAGGAGGCCAACCAGUACGGCAAUAGCGAGGUGUCCGCCCAUCAGAGCCUCGUGCCGGACUAUGUCGUGGACACCAUCGCAGACUUCUUGCCUGCUUUUGAAGAACUGGAGGAGCAGAGCAACUGA